UCAAUGAAGAGAUGAGAAUGACGUAUCAAGGUACGUCCAGAUCAUAAAAAGGUUGGAAAAAAGUGCUCGUAAAUGUUAUGCAGAACCUUUUAGUCUUACCGAAGAUGCAUUUGUAGAAAUGUUGCUUCUUGAUGGUUGCUUUAUUGUUGAGUUUAUAUGGAAAUUGAAUGAACGGCCAUUUGGUUAUCAAUGCCCUUUUUUUGGGUCGGAUCAUAUGUUCAAUGCAUUAAUGCUUGACCUGUUAUUAAUUGAAAAUCAACUUCCAUUCUUCAUACUUUCGGAGUUGUUUGUGACGAGCACUGCGAUUCCAGACCGAGAAUUCUUCAUUGAGUUGAUUCUGGAUACCCAUAAGGGUUUUCUACCAGGCCCAGAGUACGAUCCAAUUCAUGAGUACACUUUAGAAGAGAUGAUGCCAAUCAAGAAUCUACUGGGAUUAAUACAUGACAACUGCCGACCUUCCCCUGCAAGAAUGGAGGCUUAUUUUGAAAAUAUAAGAAAUGCGGAAAUACGCUAUGCCUUAGAGAUCAAAGAGGCAGGGAUUAAGUUCAAGAGUGUUGAGGGAUGUAACUUGUUCAAUAUAAAGUUUCAAAACGGAACAAUUGAAAUCCCAAAAAUAGAAAUUGCAGAUGAUACAGAGUGUGUCUUGCGAAAUCUCAUUGCCUAUGAACAGUUAACUUCUUCCCGAAGUCCAACUAUUUUACUGAUUAUAUGA
Hevea brasiliensis (rubber tree) is the source of this 712-nucleotide messenger RNA. RefSeq names its product UPF0481 protein At3g47200-like. NCBI's taxonomy places the organism in Eukaryota, Viridiplantae, Streptophyta, Magnoliopsida, Malpighiales, Euphorbiaceae. The transcript has a single exon. Bases 119 to 712 code for a protein of 197 amino acids. The record is from RefSeq and is a predicted model, not a curated record.